AUGGAUCUGGAAGGCGUUAAACUCGAUGUUGUAAUUAAUCAAUCUAAGCUUUCAAACAGUAUCUCAAUAAACCAAAAAGAUACUAGCCAAAACACUGAAGCGAUCAAUCAACUCAGAGACCAAUUGUCUAAUAUGCAAAGCAGAAUUGUUGAUUAGAAGCCAAACAAGAUAAUCCCCUACCAAAGAAAUUAACAACGAAUGAGAAUUCCCCGGAGAACAAUGAGAGUAAGACUGCCUCGCCGCCAACACAACCUCCAUUGAAUCAGUUAAACAAUGUCGAAAUAUCGAUUAUAAAACCCUUGGCCUUGGAUGAAAAUACAAAUCAAUCACGCGUUAAUUUAGAAAGCAAUCAAGAUCAAAACGAGUGGUUGAACCCUGCGCUUGAUCCCCUAGAACUAAAUAAGACAGACAAAAUUUCCCACAUAAACAAAUGUGAAAUUAAGGAAGCGACUAACAUUCAAUACAAUGAUCAAGGCGAAGCUAUUCGAAAUGCCGAUUGUUCUCCUGAACAAAGUGUCAUACGCAGAAUUAAACCUAAACCUAACACCAAAUACAAAUGCCAUAAAACAUCAUUGAAUACAAUUAAUAGUCUAAAACAAAUGGCAAACGGCACAACAAACGUCACACACUGCGACACGAAUAACAGGAUAGAACAUAGCGAUCAGGAUCAAAGCGAAAAGAAAUAUAAACACAGUCUACCUAGCAAACAACCACACGAAUGGUUGAAAUGGCUACCUUUGCUUGAGGCCUAG
Molecule: messenger RNA, 752 nt
Organism: Paramuricea clavata
Lineage: Eukaryota; Metazoa; Cnidaria; Anthozoa; Malacalcyonacea; Plexauridae
Source: the annotation of a GenBank genome assembly